This is a messenger RNA of Habropoda laboriosa, 678 nucleotides long. RefSeq lists its product as uncharacterized. The coding region runs from base 1 to 678 and encodes 225 amino acids. The record is from RefSeq and is a predicted model, not a curated record. The transcript is spliced from 4 exons. NCBI's taxonomy places the organism in Eukaryota, Metazoa, Arthropoda, Insecta, Hymenoptera, Apidae.
AUGGCCGCUGCGUUGGAAAAUUUCGUCACGAUCACUCAUCGUGAUUUUAAUUGGCCGUACCCGGUACCUAUUGCUACCAAACCGGCACAACCACCGAUGAACACGGGAAUUCGACUGUACACCCCAAGAAUCCACCCUGAAGACUGUCCGUGCGACGAACAUGGCCAUCGAAGCAACAAAAAUAGGUACAAAUACCUGGCGGAAAAGGAACGACAAGUUUUGGAUCAAUUGAUAAGGGUAAAUCGUGAGAUGAGCAAUCUGACGACGGCUAUGCUAGACAGCAACUGCGAGCCAAUGGACGAGACGAUGAGGACUAUUUAUAAAACGGAUUACGAGAAGAGAGGAUUGCCUAUCAAAGAGUAUAGACAGCUGAAGGCUGCGGUCGAUUCGCCAUACUGUUCGCCGUUUCCAACGGAAGUUACAGAAAUAAAGGAGGGCUACAGGGAUCCUACGAGAUUUCGUUACACAGCGAUCGAAAGGCCGCAUAUACAACCAGCCAAAACUGUUACUUUUCACGAAGUUCCAGAAAGUUUCUCCAUGUGGGAGAUGCCUUUCACCGGUCGCUCAGAAUACAUGGAUAGUAUCAGCAAGAUGGGCCUAAGCAACAUGAAAAAUCGACAACAAUAUUUAGAACCAUUACCAUCGUCAAGAAGAAGAUUCGGGGACUGUAGAUUAUAA